Messenger RNA from Anopheles moucheti, 3884 nucleotides. RefSeq names its product protein quick-to-court (gene qtc). The transcript has 6 exons. Lineage: Eukaryota; Metazoa; Arthropoda; Insecta; Diptera; Culicidae. The record is from RefSeq and is a predicted model, not a curated record. The coding region runs from base 598 to 2715 and encodes 705 amino acids.
UGCUGCAGUGGGGGAAAAAAAAACGACACAGUUCUUCUUAGAAUCGAGAGCUUCCACACAGCGCUUAUGGCACACAUUUCCACUGGCCAAUAAUUCACCCGGCCACCAUGGAAACGGUUGCCAUGGCAUCGAUCUUGUCCGUGUUGCCGGAAGCUGCUUCCUUCGCUGUUAGGGCCGCUUUGCCGUGGAAAACUCUCCCCUUCGGGCCGGUACUGUCAGCUGGACGGUUGUGAUAAUAACGACCGUGUAGACACGCGCGUAGUCGUUGCCCCCAAAAAACGCAGUACGUGCAAGUUAGUGAAAUUAAAGGUGCACAAUUCCACCAGAGCGCGUGUGAGGGAGGUGGUCAUUUGUGUUGCGUUACUUUUAUUUCUGUUGAGUUAGCUUUUUUCGUGUUUUUGCUCCCUAUUGGUAAACACUUCACACCAUUUGCUGCUGGGAUUUCUGCAAAACAGACAAGAAAAAAGCCCCGUUUGAAAAGUGCGAAUAAUUUUGAAAAUUUACAACCGUAACGAAGCGUUUGAUGUUUACCGAGCGAAUCCAAUCAUCGACGGGGUAACGCUUGUCGUAACGGUCCAUCCGGUCCGGUCUGGAGAAAUGUCGUCGAAACCGGUAACGCCGGUAUCGCAGCGCCGUCCGUAUCCUGGCGAAAAUGAAAACACCCGGAUCCCGCAACCCUUCUGCCGGUCCUAUUCGCUGCGCAUGCGCACCAGCCGAAGCUUCCAUGACUACCAACAUUAUCGGAGCGAGUGCUGCGAGUGUGAUUGUGAUGGUACGCAGCAACAGCAGCUGGGCAACCAUCCAAGCAAUCUAGUCAUGCAAGGAUCGGGUGUGAAGACGAAAAAUACGACCACGGUAUUGCACGGCGGUAGUAAAUCGAUUUCCCAUGGCCACCACCAUCAGCAGCAGCAACGUUCACCAACGAUGGCCACUGCGAAUCCUGCCACGGACGGUCACGAUGAGGUAGAUUCAUUCGCCGUUCCAACCAGCACCGGGAAGGAUGGUCCCAUACCGAACGGUGUAAUACCGCACGGCGGUACCAGUGAUGGCGGUCACACACCGCACGGCCACUGCAUCACAUCAACGUCCCCAGUGGGGCUGUGCAAAGCGAAGGGAACGUGCCAGCAGCUGAAACAGCCGCCCAGCAUCAUCAGCUGCCAGCAGAAGCAGCAUGAGCGUGGCAUGUCUUUGAAUCUAAUCAACUCUGGACACAGUAGCAGCAGUCAAAGAACGCCGCGAACUCCGCAAACACCGAACGGAGGCCCUGGAAUAGGAUUACAGCGUCAAGGUGGUGGGGCAGGUGGAGGUCUUAGUCCAAAGACGCCUCCCGUUUCGCCGGAAUCGCCAAUCAACAGCUAUUUGGAUGAUGAUCUAGAUUCCCUGCACAGCUACAGCUCGGUGGCGAGUGGCAUGUCGUGUGAUCAUCCGUACGUGGCACGCAACGGGACCACCUUCAGUGGUCGCAAGAUGAAGUACGUGGUACACUGCUCCAGCCAUGCCGGACAAACCGGGGGCGACUAUCUGACACCGACGCAGCGCGCCCAGCGUCAGAUACGGCGGCUCAAGGAACUGCUAUCGCAGGCACGGUGCGAUCUGGAGCAGCGUGACAGCGAGAUCCUGCGGCUCACGAAGGAGGUGGUAGAGCUGCGACUGUUCAAAGCAUCGCUAAGCUCCCCGGAGGAGCGUAGCAACUCAAGCGAUGCGGUAACGGUGCGAGAAAACACCACAAACGAUGUGAAUACGCCCAGCUCGAGCCAGGACAUUUCGCCCAUCGUCGAUCAGAUCGACGAGGGUGUCGCGAAGGCGAGUCCACGGCAUCAUCAUCACCAUAUGCAGGCCGGCAUCCAUCAGGUGCAGUUUAUCGACAAGCUGUCGACGUCCGAGAUGCAAAGCUCUUUUGCGGAUUCGGGUCAUUUCGAGGACAUUACGACGUCCUCGAUUCACUCGAAGGACUCAUACGUACACACGCAGGACCGUGCGUGCGGAAGCGAUGAGGAUAUGGACGCGGAGAAAAAACGCCUUAUCGCGCUGUACGAGGAACGCAUCGAAGAGCUGAUCAAGCAGCACCAGACGGAGGAGCAGCAGCUACGAACGUCCAACAAUGAUCGGUUCGAGGUACUGCUGCAGAAGCUGGCCGAGUCCAACACACGCUACUGUGACUUGGUGCCGGACUAUGAGCAAGCAAAAGAGCGCAUUCGGGAUCUGGAGAAGCAACUGGAAAAGCUGCAAGCGCAACUGCAGGAGCAGGAGGAUAAGGCGAACAAGAUGUAUCUGCAUAUGUACACCAAGGGACAGGAGGCUGAACGGCAGGAACAAGCCGACCGUGUUAGUGACAUGGCUCACGCUUCUCCGAGUCGCGUUUCUAUCCCAGAACUGAUGCAGCAGCUCCAGGUUACACAGGAUGAACUGGAAAACAUUAGGGAUACGAACUAUCAGCAAGAAAAUGGCGGUACGCCGGUUUUACUGAGCGCAAAAGAAGCAAUCUCACUCUGGCUUCUCGGUGCCCGUAAGACCAUGUACAAGCGGUUGAUUGACGCCCAGCAGACGAAAAACAAAGUCGAUCCCGAGGUGACGCUGCAGUUUCUGAAAAGCGCGAUCUACUACUUCUUGACAGAUAAGGAAAAUUCACAGGGACACUUGAAUGCGAUUGAAAGCAUUCUAGGAUUCUCCGAUGUAGAACGCUCUAACAUCGAUAAGGCUCGAGCGUACAAGUAGAAUCGUUUAGUGCACUACAAUCUUAGUCUAUGCUAAUGGAGAAAACACACAGAUUAAAGUGAAAAACAGCAUUGCUAUGUUUUAUUCAACACACACACACCAAAUCACAAAAAUAUGUAGGCAACACAAGCGUACUUGUAGAUAAGAUUUUAAUGUCCUUUAGAACUGUUAACGAAUGUUGUCUUAAUGAAAACGAAUGAUUUAUAAUAUUCGGCGUACUGAGUGAGGAGAAGAAUGAAACGGGCCUAUUACUUACUUCUGCAUUGUACAAUAGAGACCAGUACACGAUACAAGGAGAUAGUUAACGGAUAAAUGAAUAGCACUUAGAGUUCCUCUGCUCUUGAUUUAAUAUUUAUUCCAAAAGCAUAACUACUGGUUCUUGAGUUUUGUUAUAAUGUUAUCAAUCAUCAAAAUUUUUUUAGUAAACAGCGCAAAGAUACACUUGAAACGAUUCUCCAUUAGAUAAAUGAUAGCUUAGAGGCAGAUUCUUUUCGUUUUCUAAAAUAAAACAAAGAACUAUUCCAUGCCAUCCACAGAUUGAUAACACCAUAGAGAUGUGAACAGAUCAACUCAAUAUAUUUGUUAUCCGUAGGGCUUCAGAGAAAUUUAUCAGUAUGUUGGCGCUUGAAGAUAGAGAUGAAAUUACGCAUACGUCCAGAUGGAGCAGCUUUCAAUGCAUUAGAUAAGUAAUUUAGCUAUCACCAAAAAUAUAAUAACAUCCCCAGUGGUCUCUAAGCGUUAGCCGAGCAACAAACUGCAAGUUAUUUACUCCUUUAUUUGUGACUGUAGGUAUUUAUACAUUUUCCCAAGAACAACGUGCACGUCGACAUGUUCUUUAGCGAAGAUUGUUGCGAAUGGUGGCAGUGAUUUAACGGAAAGUUUGUCCUUGCUGUGCUCGUAGUGCCUCAACCAAGCGUUUGUGCAUGGGAAAGGAUCUUUUUUAGUGUGUGCUUUAUACAGCGUCGGUGGUAUGUUGGGUAAUACCAUUCUUAAUCUGCAAGGCAUUGUUUUGCAUGAUGACAUGGUCGAAAAGAGCAUGAGGCAGAUGCUGAGGACGAUAGCAAAUUAUACAAGUAUUCUGAUAAACCUACUGAAUAUGAUCGGGAGAUAUUCUUACAUUACUUACGAAAAAUAUAACUAGGAAACGUUAUUGUUGCAAAAAGCAUGAU